UUUUAAACUAAAAAGAUACACUUUAUAGUUAAGGAAUUCACAAUGGGUGAGGUCGAUCUAGGUGAUGUUAACCCUGAAGUUCAAAAUGAAGGGGCCAAGUCGAAGAGUAAGACAAGGUCGUUCAGUUUGGGAGGUGACGACAUAAACUUUUGUCUCCUACAAAAGGCUGGAGCUGAGUUUUUGGGAACAAUGUUCCUAAUUAUCUUCUGCGUAGGAUCUGCUAACCACAGAGCUCUUGUGGCCCUUGGAUCGGCAAGUCCCGCCUACUAUCUGAGUAUCUCUCUUGCUUUUGGUCUUGGAAUCGGUGGGAUUAUCCAUAUCCUCUCGGGAACAAGCGGUGGUCAUGUAAACCCUGCUGUGAGUUUCGCUCUCUUCCUCGACAGAAGAAUCAGUCUCAUCGUCGCCAUUGUCUACAUUAUUGCUCAGUUCGCUGGCGGAUUCGCCGGGGCAGGUCUCCUUUACGCACUUGGAAACUUUGACGAUAUUGAGGGUGGUAUUGCUGGGGUCAAUGCUGUCGGUGUUGGUAUCAACUCUGGACAAGCGUUCUUCCUAGAGAUGUUUGGCACAAUGUUCCUGAUCCUGACUAUUCUCUCGACCAUCAAUGAACAGAAAGGACACGCCGCAUCUUACCUCCAACCCCUUUCAAUCGGCAUUGCCAUUCUUGUAAUGCACAUCUUCUUGAUUCCAUUCACCAACUGUGGCAUCAACCCCGUACGUGGAUCUGUCUGGAACAUUAUCACUGGGCAAGCUAACAGCGAAAUCCUGAUAUUCCUGUUCGCACCAUUGGUUGGCAGCAUUAUUUCCGUUCUUGUUCACAACAUCUUCUUUGUAAGUUACUAAAGAUCUGAAAUAAGAAACGAUGCACAAAGACAAAGGGUUAAUGAAUUAAUUAAUUAAUUACUUAAUGAAAUACUACCUUUCUGUUCUCAGAGAUGAAUAGCUGUGAACGUCCGUGGAAAGAUAGUAUAGUACUAGUAGUAGUAUGAACUUUUUACUGUUAAGGAAAAUGUAUGGCAAAAUUGUCACGACAAAUUCAACCUGUCAUUGCGUCAGAAUUAUAACAGUGCUCAUUUGAAGGCAAAUAUUUGAGCGGAGAUUUAAUUGAAUUUGAUGAUGACAGGUCGAAUUGUGGCACGUUUGCAAAAUUAUGAAUGAAUCUUUUGAAAAUUUUGAAAAUAUUAAACUUUUUUCUUUGCAUGUUAUGUAUGUACUUAAAAGUACAGAAUAACCAAAGUUAAGGGCGGCAUCUAUGUUUUGGUUUAUGUCGGUAAUGAUACUUUCAGAAUAGAAUUUGAACAGGACGUUGGAUCAAUAUUGUAUGGUAGGUAUUAAAUAUGGAUUCGAAUUUCUGAUUUUUACCAUGAUUUGAAUGGAAGGAUUUUAAAUCCUAGUUUUAUUAAAAUUCAUAUUGAAGGUUUAUCUCGAUUGUAACAGGACGAAUUAUUUCUUAUUUUGCAUUUCAAUUUCAUUUCAGUUUUUGUUGUUAAAACUCGAUGUAUAUAUAUUACUGUGCGAAUGUAGUAAAUUUCUAAUAGUGAAAUUAUGUUAUGAUAAUCAUCAAAA
Molecule: messenger RNA, 1563 nt
Organism: Bolinopsis microptera
Lineage: Eukaryota; Metazoa; Ctenophora; Tentaculata; Lobata; Bolinopsidae
Product: aquaporin-2-like
Exons: 6
Coding region: 43-840 (265 amino acids)
Biological process (GO): water transport; transmembrane transport
Cellular component (GO): plasma membrane
Molecular function (GO): water channel activity
Source: RefSeq, a predicted model, not a curated record